Ictalurus furcatus (blue catfish) is the source of this 3080-nucleotide messenger RNA. Its product is annotated as serine/threonine-protein kinase Nek4-like. The record is from RefSeq and is a predicted model, not a curated record. The transcript has a single exon. Gene Ontology annotation, biological process: protein phosphorylation. Gene Ontology annotation, molecular function: ATP binding; protein kinase activity. NCBI's taxonomy places the organism in Eukaryota, Metazoa, Chordata, Actinopteri, Siluriformes, Ictaluridae.
AUGGAGAGCCAUGUUUUCAUCCGAGUAGUGAGGAAGGAGAGUUACGGUGAGGUGAACCUGGUGCAACACAAAUCUGACCGUAAAUAGUACGUCAUCAAGAAGCAGAACCUGAGAACAUCGCCGAAGCUAGAGCACCGGGCAGCUGAACAGGAAGUGCAGCUCCUGUCACAGCUCGAACAUCCCAACAUCGUCACCUACCGGGAAUCAUGGGAAGGAGAAGACUAUCAGCUUUAUAUAGUUAUGGGCUUCUGUGAGGGAGGAGACCUGUAUCACAGGCUGAAGCAGCAGAAGGGUGAGCUGCUGCCUGAAAGACAGGUGGUGGAGUGGUUUGUCCAGAUCGCCAUGGCACUGCAGUAUUUACACGAGAAACACAUCUUGCACCGAGAUCUGAAAACGCAGAACAUCUUCCUGACCAAGACCAACAUAAUCAAAGUGGGUGAUCUGGGCAUUGUACGUGUUCUGGAGAAUCAGAAUGACAUGGCCAGCACCCUGAUCAGAACGCCGUACUACAUGAGUCCUGAGCUUUUCUCUAACAAGUCGUACAACUACAAGUCGGAUGUUUGGGCUCUGGGCUGUUGCGUGUACGAGAUGGCAACUCUGAAACACGCCUUCAAUGCAAAAGACAUGAACUCGCUCGUGUACCGUAUCGUAGAGGGAAAGUUGCCUCAGAUGCCAUCUAAGUACGAUCCUCAGCUAGGAGAGCUGAUCAAGCGAAUGUUGUGUAAGAGGCCAGACGACAGACCAGAUGUCAAACACAUUCUGCGGCAGCCCUAUAUCAAACAACAGAUUGCCGUCUUUUUGGAGGCCACUAAAGAGAAAACUGCCAGAUCCCAAAAGAAGGUGAACAGCAAGCCUAACAGAGACAUACCAAGAGAAGUGCCUGUUCUUCAAAAUCAGGAGCCACAGUGUGUCAACUCUGAGCAGAAAAGCAGAGGAAGCAGGUCAGAGGAAAAUCAAUCCAAACAUCACAACGGCAUAAAGGACAAUAUUCUCCCAAACCCACCCCUGUUCAUAAACUCCCCAAGUCAGGACAUUUAGGACGUCCUGAAUUCGACAGAUCAGAACGUAGCAACCAUCAGCAAUAUUGCCAUCGGCAUUCAACCUCAGGAAUACAAGGACAAGCUACGGAAAACGAAACCCCAUCGACCCGCAGCUUCAGCGGCCAAACGGACAGAGAGAGACGAGAAAAAGAAAGAGGACACGGCCGUUCCUCAGCCACACCCCACAACACAAGUGUCAGGUGUCCUUAUCGGAAAGGAAGAACGCCCGCCUGUUUUACUGAGUUCGAGUUUGACAGAACUGUUAAACCCCACGGAAAGAAUCAAACCCGUAAAAGACAGCAGAGCUCCGUUUGUGGAGGAGGACAUCAUGAAACUGCUGCAGCAGGCAGCGAUGGAGGACGUAAAAACUGAGGCAGAGCAUCCUUCAGGAGAAAGAGGGACUAUUCUGGAAUCCACCGAUAAGCUGCUUGAGCCAUUUAUUUCAGUGGCACUCAUGGAGUCUUACAACCCAGAGCAAACUGCAGCUCCUUCAGAAACCAGCAAGCAUCAUAUUCAUACUACUUUCUCUUCCGUGGAGCCGUCCACGUCCCGUCAGUGCAGACAGAAUAAGAGAGAUGUGGCCCACGAUGAGAGCAAAAUUAAAGCAGCCAAUUCCAGGCCUCUGCCUCCACUUCAUGAAAAUUCCCCAACCGUAGGUAUAAAAAGGAGGGAAGGAAGUGAAGUUGAGAUGGCUAAACACUCUACACACUCUCAAUCUGAUCACCAACAUGACCCUAUACCCCAGAAUCGGCUUCUAUCAGCCCGAGAGAGGAGGCGGCUGAGGAAGAUACGAGAAAACCAGAGCGAGUCAGCUCCUGCUGUCAGAAGGACGUCGUGCGAUGUUGCCUCGUUAAAUGCCAAGAACACGGACCAGCCUAAGAGAAAAUCAUCAUGGUGUCACUCGGAUGAGGAGUGCAGCUCAUCCACCAGUACCACAGAGCGCUCUGAGGGAGACUACAGAUAGGGCAAAAGCAAGACCAACGAGAUGCAAGACCUGGUCCAGAUGAUGACGCAGACAUUACGAAUGGACGCCAGAGACGUCCUGUGUGAGCAGGAAAGCUCGCGGUCUAACUCGGCCAUGCUGCCCGAGUUCAAACUGAACACGACGUACCGAGACACGCUGAUGCUUCAUGGGAAAAGCAGAGAGGGAGAGCGCGAUUUCUAUUUCAGUGACUUCCGAUCAGAGGACUCUUCAGGACCGGCUAAGAUUAGGACAGCCGUGGAGCACUUGCGCACAGACAUGGUUAAAGGACUCGGAGUGAAACUGCUGGACAAAAUCCUGGACAUCCUGCAGGAGGAGGACGAGGACAAGCGAGAGGUCGUGCUACGGCAGCAGAUGGGGGAAGAGAAGUACAAAGUGUACGCCGUUAUGGUGCAGCAACUAAAAUUCUUUGAGGACGUCGCGUUCAAAUGCUGAGUAAAUCCGCUGACGCGCAAACCCUGAUCAUGUCUCCACUGAUGAUUAGUGGACUUUGGCGGUUAUACUUUGAUUUCCUUUGUAAAUAUGAACUGAUACAAUGCACUGAAUGAAUCACGUCUUUAUGCAACUGAUCUCAAUGACCAGCGUUUCGUUUCUCCUGUAUGAUUGUAAAUUUCUGAUCCGGUUCUAAAUUGAAAGUCAGCAUUUUUCUAUUGUCAACACAAUCCAUAUGUUUCGAAAUAUAGGAUGAUUUAUAAUAAACACUUUGGUUUCUGUAAAAAAAAAUUAAAAAAAAAAAAAAAAACGCCACAUCGGUCUCCACUCCUGCCAGCCAAGUACAGGAAUCUAAGCUACAGUGGGCACAGGAUCACUGAAAAUGGACAGGUAAAGGUUGGAAAAAGACCAAACAAUGUUUUAUAAACUCUAGAGACUGUUGAAAAUACCAGGAGAUACUUAAACCAACCGUGUCACGGUCAAAGUCACAGAUUUGUCCCUUUUUUCUAUUCUGAUGUUUGAUGUGGAUAUUAACUGAAGCUCUUGACCUGUAUCUGCAUGAUUUUAUGCACUGCUGGCACAUGACAGGCAGAUGGGAUAAUUGCAGGAAUGAACAAGUGUACAGA